CCGAGGUUUCCUGCCGGCGUCCUUGCUUUUCGACGGCGACAACUAUGGAGGCGUUCAGUCUAAGAUUUGAAAGUGCUAGCAGUAUCGAAGAGGGAAAAGAACAGACCGGUAUUGCCAGGGCCGAGUUGUUACGCCAGGCCAAACAUAAUUUUGAAAAAGAACAAAGGGGUGAAGAACGUAGGCGAUUUCGAGAUGAGGACACAUGGAUGCCUCCUGAUGUGCAUGAGCGAAUUGAUCAGUUCUCACAGGAACAUUCUGAGAAGAAAAAGAAGAAAAAGGACAAGCAUUCAAAAAAAGUGAAGAAAGAGAAGAAAAAGAAGAGGAAGAAACAGAAAUGUCAGAAACAGAGUGAGUCGACUGACAGCUCCGCAAGCUCUGAAGACGAGUGGGUUGAGGCUGCUCCCUCCCAGAUACCUGACAAAGAAAAGACCUGGAAAGUGAAAGACAAAAGGACAGAAAAAGAAUGUGACAGCCACGAUAUUCAGCGUGAUGAGUGGAUGACUGUUGAUUUUAUGUCCAUUAAAACUGUGUCCUCAUCAUCACUCAAAGCUGAAAAGGAAACUCUAAGACAAAUAGAGCGGGAGAAAACCCAAGUGUUAGAGCAGUCCAAACUGCUCGAAAGAGAAUUGAAUCCAUACUGGAAGGACGGGGGGACAGGUCUCCCAUCAAAAACCUGUAUACUCCCAGUUACUAAAGCUACAGGAGUGGAGGAUGGCGGAUUAAGCUGGCUAAGAAAGUCUUGUCAAAGAAUGAAGGAACAAGCUCAAAAAGAAAACAGAAAAUUUGAAGAUAUUGUAGCUGAAAAAUACGGGUCAAUGGAAAUAUUUCAGUCAAAAUUAAAAGAAGCCGAAAAAAUUGCAUACAAAAGAGAAGACUGUGGAUGGGAACGGUGGAGAAAGCCUGCAUAUUCAGAUACAGCACAGUGUAGUCAAGCAAGUGGCACAUCAGACUUAGUGAAAUGUAAAAAUCUCUCAGAGGACAGCCACCUGGAAAUGGGGCCAGCAAAUAGCAGCAACUAUAAGUUUAGUGGUCCUGACACAGGGAAGAGAUCUGGGACUUUACAAACCUGUAGAAGGGAAUCUGCCCUAAGAAAAAGCCAAGAUUCUUCUGGAAAUUUGAGAUCUAAAUUCUUAAGACCCUCUGAUGAAGAUGAAUUGUCAUUUCACAAGAGGAAAAAUUUUGAAUCUUCUACUUCAUAUUCUCCAUUAGUGGCUCAGGCUUCUUUGCAUUGUGACUUUCGAAAACUCACAGAGAACAGUGAAGAAAGUUCAACAUCCUGGAGUCGAUCUGAUGGGCGACAAGAAAACACAAAGCCUUCAGAUAAAAAGCCAUUAGAAACCUGGAGCUACAAUGCCAAUCAGCACUCUACAGGAGGUAGAAGAGAACAGUUACAGGCUGAGAGCAUGAGUUGUGGUCCACCAGGAAGAGGACUUCAGCAAGACAUGACGUUGACAAUCGCUGGUCCAGAGGCAGAGUCCACCUGUAUCUUAAAUGUUGAUGAAAAGAACAAGUUGGGGGCCAAGAUUAUCAAGGCAGAAAUGAUGGGGAAUAUGGAAUUAGCUGAACAACUUAAAGCCCAACUUAAAGAGGCAAAUAAAUUUAAAGAAACACAGAUACCGGCAAAAAGAUUGGGCGUAGAGCAUGAAGAUGAACAAGAAGUAAUCCUUAUUCAAACAGAUAAGUCUGGAAGAAUGUGGCCUGUGAGCAGCCCUAGAGAAACCCUGGAUAUGAAAGCAGAAAGAAGGAAGAGAAAGAGAGUUUCAACCCAUGAGGAUAAAGAAAGGAUUAGAUACUUUCCUGAUGAUGAUCAUUUGAGCCUCAAAGAUUUAGUCAAGAAUGAGAAAAUGGGAACAGAUAUCAACCAAAACAGACUUUUCAUGAAAAUGGCAUCUAAGUUUAUGGGAAAAUCAGAUGAAGACUAUUAUACUCUGGAUGACAUGUUUGUCUCCAAAGCAGCUGAGAAAGAGCAUCUUGGUAAGAAGGAAGAGAGCCAGAGGAGAAGAGCAAUUGCUGAGCACCAGAGUCUUGCUGCAAAAAUGGCAAAGUGCCUUUACUGUUUUGACAGCUCUCAGUUCCCCAAGCACCUUAUUGUUGCAAUUGGUGUGAAGGUUUAUUUAUGUUUACCCAAUUUCCGGUCUCUUACUGAAGGACACUGUUUCAUAGUCCCUCUGCAACAUCAUCAAGCAGCCACUGUAUUAGAUGAAGAUAUCUGGGAGGAGAUUCAGAUGUUUCGAAAAUCAUUGGUAAAAAUGUUUGAAGAUAAAGAAUUGGAUUGUAUCUUUUUGGAGACUAACAUGGGUUUGAAGAAACACUAUCAUAUGGUUUAUGAGUGUAUCCCUCUCCCAAAGGAAGUGGGUGAUAUGGCUCCCAUCUAUUUUAAGAAAGCCAUAAUGGAAUCUGAUGAAGAAUGGUCCAUGAAUAAGAAGUUGAUUGAUUUGUCUUCAAAAGAUAUUAGAAAGUCUGUGCCCAGAGGAUUGCCUUACUUUGCUGUCAACUUUGGCCUUCAAGGAGGUUUUGCCCACAUCAUUGAAGAUCAGUACAGAUUCCCUCAUUACUUUGGAAAGGAAAUCAUUGGUGGUAUGCUGGAUCUAGAACCUAGACUAUGGAGGAAGGGGAUCCGAGAAAGCUUUGAGGACCAGAGGAAGAAAUCAUUACAGUUUGCUCAGUGGUGGAAACCAUAUGAUGUCACCAAAAGUAAAAGCUCUUAAGUGUAGGUUAUGUUUCAUUUUCUAUGCUGAACCCAUUCAGUUUAUGUCUAUUAUAUUUACAAACAACUGUGCCUUGGGCUCUAGGGAAAGCAGCAGCAGCAGCAUCUGGCCACUCUAGUCACUGACACCCAUAUUAGGUCAAGCUGUUUUCUUCCUCAUGGUUCCUGGAAACAUGGUUUGGGUGACUGUGGAGUAAGAGCAACUGUAUCAAUAUUAUGGGCUCACAUUUCAUUCUGUGUCUACUACAUGUACCAAAUUACUCAGUUACUCUAGAGACGGACUUGCUUCUAGAGGUCUAGCAAGGCUACCGAGGAAAGUGGGUCUGCUUCCAGGUAGAAUGUGCCACCUAGCUUCUUUUGUGCUUUUUAAACAAGACUGGAUGUAUUCAGUACUAAUUGAAGUUUAUUUUCAUAGUUUCAUGGAAGAGUUUCUUUACUAGUAGUAUAUAGUACCACUAUGUAUUAUCUUGGUUUAGAGAAAAGGAUUAAAGAAUUAAAUGAUAAGGAAAAUAUUCAUAAAUACAAACUUGUUUGUUCUAGACCUUGAAAUAGUCUGAAUUUUGUUAACCAUAAAAACAGUUGUUCUAAAUAACACAAUUUUCAGUUGUUUGUAGUUCAUGUAAAUCUAAAGUCUGUAGCCAAAUCAUUGUAUUGGGAUUGUAAUGCCUCAAAUAUUAAAGUAAAUGUCCAGGAGAUGUUCUGUUGUUCCAACUUGAUUAAAGGUACUUAAGUUUUACUGUUCUCAAUAUUUGAUCUUGAGAAAAGCUUGGUUUUAUAAAAUAUGAAUUGUAUUCUUUUUAAACAUGCUUUUAAAAAACCAAAUGUUUUGUUAAUGCCUAGAUAAAGGGUGCCACAGACUAACUCAUUAUAUGUUUAUUUUAAUGUCAGGUUGUAAAUGUUUCCAUGUAUGUUGUUUGUAUGUUACAAAGGCAACUGCUCUUUUUUCAAAUUUCACAAAUGUGUUGAAGCUUAAUAGUUUUAAUUUUCAAUACUUAUAAAAUACAUCUAAAUGUGUGUGUAUAUAUAGUAAAACAGGUGUGAUGGCUAUUAUAGUCUUUUCAACUACUGGCUUUGCCACAGUCUUAUAUUCAUUUUUAUAAUUAGUGAGUUAAAACAUUUGAUUAUAGAGUGCUAUGUUAUGUUGAUAGUUAAAAAAUUAUAAAUACUCCUGCCUCAAAGUAUACUGAAUCUGUAGCAUUUCUGUCCCACCUGAACUGCUUUUGUCCUGGCUCUAGUUACUUGUUGAUGCGCACUCAAUUUCUCAAAACUUCUAUUAUUUGUAAUAGUAGCGAUUAUCUUUUAUUUUAUGGCUGGGGCUUUUUUAAAAA
Molecule: messenger RNA, 4035 nt
Organism: Mus caroli (Ryukyu mouse)
Lineage: Eukaryota; Metazoa; Chordata; Mammalia; Rodentia; Muridae
Gene: Cwf19l2
Product: CWF19 like cell cycle control factor 2
Biological process (GO): mRNA splicing, via spliceosome
Cellular component (GO): post-mRNA release spliceosomal complex
Source: RefSeq, a predicted model, not a curated record